Acaulospora morrowiae is the source of this 2582-nucleotide messenger RNA. NCBI's taxonomy places the organism in Eukaryota, Fungi, Glomeromycota, Glomeromycetes, Diversisporales, Acaulosporaceae. The record is from the annotation of a GenBank genome assembly.
AUGGCCGAAGCGAAAUUAUUGUCUCCAAAACAUGACAUAAAGACGGAAAAUAAGAAAUUCAAGGGCUUUUUUAAAAAUUCAAAAACCAGCUUUCCUGGUGAGGAUAAUCGGGAAGAAAUGCUUACAGAUUAUGUCGAUCCAUUGAUCGGAACGCAAAACGAGGGCCAUGUAUUUCCGGGGCCUUGUCACCCGUAUGGAGUCGUCAAAGUUGGAUUUGACACGGAUAAUCUUAAAGACAACCAAGCAGGAUAUACUGUGGACGGAAAUAUUACUGGAAUUACUCAUUUGCAUGCUAGCGGAACAGGAGGCGAACCUAAAUACGGUGUCAUUUCUCAAUUCCCCAUAACCACCUUUUCGCCUUCUCACCUAACUUCAUAUUCGCGAGAAUCAUUUCCCCUAAAAUUAAACUAUCGAAUUUACAAGUCUCCUCGAUCUUUUGAGCAUUUUGAGGUUGGGUACAUGAGAUUUGGGUUAAAAAGAUAUAAUGUGACGGUUGAGUUGACGGCAUCGCGAAGGGCUGCGUUACAUCGAUACACGUUCCCUAUCGAAAACGAUGGAAAGAAGGUGGAUGCACAUGUAAUUCUAGAUUUAAGUCAUAUUUUAACUCAGGGUGGAAGUUCUCGAUAUUUGGGAGGCACAAUUUAUUCACUGACGCCCACGCAAAUUACUGGUGUUGGCUUAUAUGCCGGCGGGUGGAAUGAGGGUAUCGAGUAUAAAGUCUACUUUUGUUCACAAUUUGAUCAGAAAGCCAGUAAAUAUUCCACCUGGUGGAAUGGUAUGGUGAGUUCGAAUGUGACAUUUGUAAAUUCGUAUAACGCUCCUUACGAUCGUGUGCCUACUGGUGCUUUGAUGAGCUUUAACUUAGAAAAUAGUUCUUGUAAAAGCGAUGAGACUGAAAAUUGCGGAAGUAAUGAAGAACUUGUCGUGAAAAGUAGAGUAGGAAUAAGUUUCAUAUCAGCAAAGCAGGCGUGCCUCAACGCACAAGAGGAGAUACCCAAUUGGGAUUUUGAGAAAACCAAAAAACAUGCAGUUGAUGCUUGGGAACGCGAAUUGAAAAAAAUCAAGGUUAAAGGUGAAGUGAGGAAUAACUUGAAAAAGAUUUUUUACUCGGGAAUUUAUAGGACCAUGAUUAUGCCUAGUGAUCGAACAGGGGAAAAUCCAAAGUGGACAUCUUACGACAGCGAAGGAAAUAUUGUACCAAAUUAUGAUGAUUUUUAUACAUUGUGGGAUACAUUUAGGCAAUUAUAUACUCAAUCUUCAAUUCCGUUAUUCACGCUCUUCCAACAACAUCGCGUCAUCGACAUUGCAAAAUCGCUAAUUGACAUUUAUCAACACGAAGGCUACAUGCCCGAUGGUCGUAGCGGAAUGUCAAAUGGUAUUACCCAGGGUGGCUCCAACUGUGACAUGGUGAUAUCAGAAAUAUACCUUAAAAACCUUUCAUCCUUUUCAUAUAAUAACCAACCCUCUCCUAUAAACUGGACAGUAGCUUAUGAUGCCCUUUUAAAAGAUGCUGAGGUUGAUCCAUUUUAUCGAGGUCUAUUUGAAGGCCGAAUGUAUCUCUCCGAUUAUAAGCGGUUUCGGUAUAUUCCCACGCCUGAUAAUUAUGAGAUCAGAUAUGCUUACGUGCCAUGUAGUAGAACUUUGGAAUACGCAACUAACGAUUGGUCAAUUGCAUUAGUAGCUAAGGGGAUGAAUAGAACCGAGGAUUAUCGAAAGUACGGUGAACGCGCAAGAAAUUGGGAAAAUCUGUGGUGUGCGAACAAAGAAGUUGACGGCAUUAGAGGCUUCAUCCUACCUCGCUUCAAAAAUGGAUCAUUUGAUACAUCAUGGAACGUAUUCAAUAUUAAAGGCUAUACACCCUACUAUGAAGGUUCUGCGUGGGAGUAUAGUUUAGACGUGAUGCAUGACGUCCGUCAGCUAGUUAAUCUUUCUGGUGGCCCGCUUGCUUUCGAAGAUCGUCUCGAUAAAACAUUUCAUUCUGCAAGGUAUCCACUCAACAACAAAACUCUUUCAAUGAAAAACGCCUACCUCACUCUCUUAUAUAAUAUCGGAAAUGAACCUGAUUUUUUUCAUCCGUGUUUAUAUCACUUCAUCGGGAAACAACACAAGAGCGUAAGAUUGAUAAGAGAUAUUCUGGAGAUGAGAUUUGGAGUGGGACCCGGUGAUAUUCCCGGAAAUGACGAUUCGGGAGCAAUGGGAAGUUGGUUCGCUUUUCAUGCCAUCGGAAUAUAUCCUGUAGCCGGUCAAGAUAUCUACCUCAUAAACUCCCCACAUUUCAAUUCAACAAUAAUAGAUCUCUCUGUCACCGGCUCCACCUUCCAAAUCCUAGCACACAACCUAACUUCAACCAACAUGUAUAUCCAGAGAGCAAGGUUAAAUGGAAUUGAAUGGAGAAAAACAUGGUUUAGACAUAGAGACAUUUCCAAUGGUGGAAUCUUGGAAUUGUGGAUGGGUGAAAAGGCAUCAGAAAGCUGGGGAAUAAUUCCCGAGAGUGAAAACUCGGAAAUGUGGUUCUGGGAUAAUUCGAAUGUGAAUGUCGAAGACCGCGUUAUUCCACCAAGUUUAUCUGAUCUUAUAUACAC